Cutaneotrichosporon cavernicola is the source of this 1089-nucleotide messenger RNA. RefSeq lists its product as uncharacterized. The record is from RefSeq and is a predicted model, not a curated record. Gene Ontology annotation, biological process: protein histidyl modification to diphthamide. Lineage: Eukaryota; Fungi; Basidiomycota; Tremellomycetes; Trichosporonales; Trichosporonaceae. The coding region runs from base 1 to 1089 and encodes 362 amino acids. The transcript has 3 exons. Gene Ontology annotation, cellular component: cytoplasm. Gene Ontology annotation, molecular function: protein binding; diphthine methylesterase activity.
AUGUAUUUGACUCCGACAUCGGAGGUGCAUCUUCCACCACAGCUCGAGCUCCUCGUCUCUGCUGCGCUGGAGGGCUCACCGUCCCUAGCCCAAGUCGACACGGUAUACUCGGCCGACUCGAUCGAGUUCUGUCCCCUUCCGGGGUACGAGCAGUACUUUACAUGCGGAACGUACCAGCUCCUGGACCCCGUCACCGGCGAACUGGCCCCUGCGCCGGGCACAGCUCCCUCCUCUGGCGGGGAUGCGCCGGCGCCUCGUGUUGGCCGGAUUCUGCUGUACGCUCUUGACGGUGUUGCGCCAGUGGAAAAGGACCGGGUCGAGACGGCCGCGAUCCUGGACGUCAAGUGGUCCCCCUCCCGGCCCGAAAUCAGUGUCGCCGACGCCAAGGGUGCGCUGACGCGCUACGCCCUCAAUGGCGGGAGAUUGCAGAUGGUGGAGAAAGUGGCUGUUGCGGAUGUGGAUACCCUCGUAUUGAGUCUCGACCAUCGGCCCGGAUCCGAAGAGGUGAUCACUUCCCUUUCGUCGGGCGAAUUGGCACACAUCGUAGGGGGACAAGUGGUGGAGCGGUGGGCGGCGCACGACUUUGAGCCGUGGAUCACGGCGUGGCAAGGCAGGGAUACAGUCUGGUCGGGAGGGGAUGAUCUUGCGUUGAAGAGAUGGGAUAUUCGUAUGCCGGGCACGCCGACGUUCGUUAAGCGGAAAGGCUUCGAUGGCGGCGUUACGACCAUUGCGCCAAGUCCGCACAAUGAGCACUUGUUGGCUGUUGGAUCGUACGACGCCCACCUCCGUUUAUUUGAUGCGCGCUCUCCGGCGCGCCCGCUGCUCGAACUCGAGAUGCCCGGCGGUAUUUGGCGCACUAGGUGGCAUCCAUCGCAGCAGCGCAAGGGGGAUAUCCUCAACGCGUGCAUGCACGGCGGGUUUGCUGUAGCCCGCAUCACUGAGGGCGCGGGAGAGGGCGAGAUCACGCACACGUUCCCCGGGACGCUGGGGUAUGGCGCCGACUGGUGUCGUCUCCCGCCUACGGAGGAGGGAAGCCUCGUUGCGACGUGUUCGUUUUACGACCACGACAUGAACGUUUGGCGCGCGUAG